GACAGGUCUAUAAGUAGACGCUAAAGUUUUGUCUCCUUUCUUAAAGAUGGGUACUAUAUUAGCCUGCCUCCACAUUACUGGUACCUCACCUGACUCAUGUGAUUUCCUAAAGACAGAAACUAACGGCUCACUAAUAACCUCUUUGCAUUCCUUAAGUACUGUGGGAUAUAUUUCAUUUGGUCCUGGUGUCUUGAACUUUAUUGGCCUAUCUAUCUCCUGUUGCACUAUCUCCUUAGUUAUGGAAAUAUCUGUCAGCUUCUCAUUCUCAUCUGCUCUAAAUAUCUGUUCUCUAUUUGGCAUAUUCUGCAUGUUUUCCUGGGUGAAGACAGUUAAAAAAAAUUCAUUCAGAAUUUUACUAAUCUCCUCCCCAGAACCAAGCAGCUCCCCAUCUGCUGCCUUUAAUGGACCUAUAGUAUACUUAUUCUUCGUCCUGUAAAUCUAAUAAAAUUCCUUGGGGUCCUUCUUCGCCUGGCUGGCUACCUUUGAUUCGUAAUUCGUAAUUGUUCUAACUAAUUCAUUAUAUUGUGGCCUUAAAACCUCUUCACCUGCCCUAAAUCUCUUAUAUAUACUUCUCUUCCGCCCUAUAUAAUGUUUCAACCUAGCAGUCAUCCAUUUAGGGUAAUUUUUUCUGUGAUCUUAUUGCUCUAUACGGGAUCUUUGCUAACUCCUGUAUGCACUUUAUCUACGAAAUAUUUAUAGAACUCAUCUACAUUUUACUUCACCUAAUCCCCUCAUCUCGGCCCCUUCCAUCCUUUCCACUCCUUCAUCUACUCGCUUCGACCUCACCUCUCUCAUUUCAGCAUGACCUGACCCUCCAACAUACUCACACUAUCUCCCCCUCUCUCUCUCCUCCGCCCCUUUCGGACACAUCUUCCUUCCUCUUGUCACCCUCACACCUCACCUUACCUCUCUCAUCCUGCCUUGUCUCUCUCAACUCCGUCUCGGACCUGACCUCACCCUGCAUUCGUUGCCAUGCAAGUCCUCGGAGGUACCUUUUUAAUUCCUCAAAAUCUGCUCUUAUAAUGUCAGGUAUUUUACUAGUGUUUUUGCUUCUAAAAUUUUCUUCCCAUAUUGAUUUGUACCUAAUUUCCCAAUGGUCACUGUUGCCUAGCUGUCCUCCAACCUCUACCUGCGUGACUAUUUCCUCCCUGUUAGUAAGAAUUAAAUCUAGAAUAUUGUUCCCCUUUGUGGGUAUUACGACAACCUGUUUUAAAAAAAUCAUCCUGAAUUACCUUAAGAAAUUCCUCUGCCUCAUUGAUACCCACCAUCAGACUCCAGUCGAUAUUCCUAAAAUUAAGAUCUACUACCACUCAGACCAGACUGUACCUUCCUGCUCUAUUUAUUUCCUGCCACAGUGAGGUGUUAAUUUCCUUUGUACUGUUCCGUGGCCUGUGCGUUACUCCCAGUACUACUAACUGUGAUCCUUCCUUAAUAUCUACCCACAUCGACUCUGUUUUGCUAUCUGUUUUAAUUCUACUGUUAAUACAGCCCUGUAAUGUGUCCCUAACGUAUAACGCGACGCCUCCUCCUCUCCUGUUUUACCUGUCUUUAUAGAACAAUGUAUAACCAUCUUUCUUAACCUCUGGAUUUAAUACUUUUCUUGACAUAUCUAACUAAGUUUCUGUUAAAGCAAUGAUAUCAAGGUGCUCUACAUAAGACUGACAGAAAAUGAGAAUGAAAUUAUACGAGAGAGUGAGGAAGGCUGAGGAGUGAAUGUUGUGGGAUGAGUGAGGGGGAAAGAGAGAGAUAUCACUCUCGUAACACUUUAUCUUGGGCAGGUAAAGGGAGGGGAGGUGACAGGGAGGGAGGUUUGAGAGAAGAUGAAAGAGGAGAGGAGAAGAAAGGAACAGGGGGGGGGGAGAAGAAAAGGACAUUAUGGAGUUCGUAAAGGGAGAAGGAGAACACAUGGGGCAAAGAAGUGGAGGAAGAAUGAAGACAGGGAGAAGGUAAAAAGAAUAGAUAUAAGCAAGAAGAAUAGGCUGAGUUAAACCAAGCUUUGGAAGGUUUAGGGUGAAAAAAAAGAAUGAGGAAUGCAUGCCUCAAUGGUGGAUACAAUCACCUCUGCUAUGGUGCUCAGCACACAGAGACGGAUCUCUGACACAGAUUGUGUUUGUUUGCAAAAUCUAUUGUGAUUGAAGAAGGUAUAAAAGUCUGCUUUCAAUCAUGCAAAUAACCUUAGGACACAGUUCCUCAACGCUUUUAAAACAUUGUGCGGCGCGCAAAAUCGACUGUGACAUCAGGCUUCCAUCAUCCACUUUGUUCUCAUUAUCACCAUCAGCAGCACUCCCACUAGAAAGAGAACCAGCAGCACCACUACCACCACCAGCAACAAAAGCAGCGACAUCACCAUCACCAUCACCGCAGCCAACAAAAGAACCACCACCAUCGCCACCGUUUGCAACAUAACCAGCAGCAGCAGAAGGCACAGCAGGUGCAGCAGCAUGCAGAGCGAGGCGCCUACCUGCAGCAAGGUGCCCACCGUGGACGCGGGUGACCUAGAUAUGCUGGAGCAGGUCCUGAACAGCGUGAAAGCUUCCUCUUUAAGCCAGAUAGUUACAACUCGUGUGAUAAGGAGACCUCGCUGUUUAUAACACCUUUAGUGUCUCUACAUGAGCUGCAUCGCACCCUCUCUCGGAGGCUGAUGACCUGCCUCGCCCUCAGAUUGGUUUGCCUUGCUCCUGGGAGAUGGAGGGCCCUGCGGUGGUGCAGGCUGUGGAGGAGGUGGGCCUGCCCAGUGCCCGGCAGGAGGUGGCAGCCCCGAGGGAAACCACCACCUUCACAGGUCUCGUGCCCCACACCCAAGCCAGAGAUGUGAGACCAGGUAACCGUCCUUACAGUGCCGUGGACGUGACUGGGAUGCGCGAGAGGCUGGUGAGGGCAGUUUCCCCGCUGCAGACGGUGGAGGAGGCGCGGGCGGGAGAGUUCACGCCUGCUCUUUGGGCGGCCCACCACCUGGACCGCCACACCCAUGCACAGGACCUCCUGCAGCGCUCCGAAAAGCUACGAGGUCAGAGCCGCCGCACGGAGACCUACACGGAGGAACGCACCCAGUCGGCGGAGAAUUCGGUGACUCAUGGGCUGGACCAGCGCCUCGCUUCUACCCUGGAGCUCCGCACGCACCUCCACCACGCCAUCAACAACACCAUAGACGAACUGGCGCUCCAGAACACCAUGAAAUCGCGACUGCAGGUGGCCCUGUUCGCGCUGGAGCUGCCAGAGAGGAACAACGAGGAGUGCAUCCACAUAAGGAGAUUUCGAUUCAGUGUGGACAGGACGCGAGACCCGGUGGUGUUUGCUCUCAACAAGGAGAAGGAGACACUGAGUACGGGUCGCAGCCUCCUGACACAGACGCUGAAGGAGACAGAGGCACAGAUCAGUCGCCUGCUGGAGGUCAAAAGGCUGCUGGAACAUGACUGGUCCGACAAACAGGAAGCCUUUCAGCUGGACCACUUCGCCGCCAAGCUGGCCAACGACCGUAUCAAGGCGCAGUUCAAGGCGGUGUCAGCGGCCCUGAACGAGGGAGUGUCUGUGCCAGACACGUGGAGACUGCGCAGCAAGGAGCAUCUGGAUGUGUGUCGCAGGGAGAUAACGACGGGGAGUCAGCUGAGGGGCGCUGCUGAUCAGGCGCUGCGGGACGUGGCGAGGGACGCGGAGGACACGGCAGAGGCGGUAGACGUGGCCCUCAACAUACGCAUUGCUGAACUGAACGAGGCCAAGGCGAGACUCACGGAGAAGGACGGCAUGCUUCGUCAGGAGAUAGCACAGGAGGAGGUGAGCAUCGCGUCGCUGCGCCAGGCCCUGCAGGACAAGGAGUCGCCCCUACAGGUGGCGCAGAGCAGACACUGGACGCGCUCCUUCAGGCCUGGCGCCGACCGCUGCCUCGACCAGCCCCACUACAGACUGAAGGACGAGCUUCAGGAGUUGCCACAGAGCAUCGAGUCCCUUCGCGAGCGGCUGAGGGCGAGCGAGGACACCCUGGAGGACCUGCAUCGCCUUCACGAGGACUUUGCCAAGGAUAUCCUACACCGGGAGCACACCCUGAGCCUGGAGCGUCGAUGCGUCACCGUCAGGAGCGUGAGACAGACACAGGAGAAGUUGCAGGGACUGUGAUGCGAAGAAUGGGAGUAAUGGUAUGCAAAGGACAGAAACAACUGGAGGAAACUCGUAAAUGGCCCCAACCCCUGACUCUGGGGAAGCAGCGAAAGGGGGUGUAAUAGUAUUCUCGCCAGCUAGUCAGCAAACAAACCGUCAGUCAGUCUGUUACUGAGUUAGUUGAUUAGUCCGUCAGUUAGUAAGUCAGUCGGGGCAGGAGGACAAGCAAGGUGUCAAUCACCUAAUAAGGCUACAGUAGUUACCAGUCAGUUUGUAUGUAGAUCAGUGAGUCAUAUUGUUAGUUCAUUCGUCAUUCAAUUAGUCAGUCAGUCAGUCAGUCAGUCAGUCUGUCUGUCUGUCUGUCUGUCAGUCAGUCUCCGCCAUGCUGGUUCCUGUAACAGUGUCGUUCUCUUUUAUACUUUGAACAAUUUCAUGAUUUUGAUAUCCUUAUGAACAUUCCUCUUCAUCACACUUCCGGGAGUAGUAGUAGUAGCAUAAGUAGUAGUAGUAGUAGUAAUAGUAGUAAUACAUAAGUAACAGCAAAGAAUCAGGGACUAACUCUAUAUACUAAAGUUACCUCUACAGAAGUGAAGAAUUAUUUUAAGAGUUUCAAAUUAACAUCAAUGGAUGCAGCAUUUCACAUCAUCCGGCAAUCAAGAUUCAAGUUCAUUGACCCUUGCAUUUUUCGUUCUCUAGUGUAACGCUACAGUCUCGUAACCCCUUGAUAUCCCUCUCCUCUUUAUUAUCUUCAUUUCGCAACCUCACCCCUUAACUUUCUCACUGAAUGACACCCUUCGACAGAAAAAUGUAUCUAGAUUACUUGAUGCUUUUCUAAUGCUUUGUACGCCACCGGUUAAUCUUCCCCCGGUCAAAGAUAUCAGAUAAGACUCAAGUAUGAGUGAUACGAGCUACAUCUCUCACAUGGUAAUUAUUCUUCUCAAGUUCAUGAUAAUGUUGUAUCUUAUUAAUCAGAAGUGUUCACUCUUGGUUGCUUCUGCUUAUAUUACUCAUCCGGGUUUAAUGUUUGAGGAAUACAUGCAUCUCUCUACAGUAACUACGUAGUGUAUUUAUGACUCCCUGUUACUGCUGCUUCAGUUUAGAAGAGCAUAAAGAAUAUUUGUCAUCUAUAUUCUUCGUCAUAGUUUACAUAAUUUUACUUGUAUUUGCGUUCUUCUAUAAGUAUUAACAAACAAAACUUGAGCUCUUGUACUGACGACCAAUGAAACAAAUCUGGCACUUUUGACACUCGUAUUAAGCGAGUAACGAGAGUGAUAGAUCGCGGGACAAGGGAAUGAAUGUAGUACAAUAGAAGAGUCACACAAAAAUGUUUCAGUCCUCCAUACUGGCUCCGUUUACUGAAACACUUUGGGCUCCCACGAGGACUGCUUUUGCAGGCCACAGAGAUCAGUCAGAUUGUUCACUGGUCGUUUUCCUAUUGGUGAUGUAGUGUUGUUAUUAAACCAUUACUAGAA
Molecule: messenger RNA, 5564 nt
Organism: Scylla paramamosain (green mud crab)
Lineage: Eukaryota; Metazoa; Arthropoda; Malacostraca; Decapoda; Portunidae
Product: tektin-4-like
Exons: 11
Coding region: 2686-4110 (474 amino acids)
Biological process (GO): cilium assembly; cilium movement involved in cell motility
Cellular component (GO): nucleus; microtubule cytoskeleton
Source: RefSeq, a predicted model, not a curated record